Molecule: messenger RNA, 5433 nt
Organism: Spizellomyces punctatus DAOM BR117
Lineage: Eukaryota; Fungi; Chytridiomycota; Chytridiomycetes; Spizellomycetales; Spizellomycetaceae
Exons: 8
Coding region: 53-5119 (1688 amino acids)
Biological process (GO): regulation of transcription by RNA polymerase II; nucleosome organization
Cellular component (GO): chromatin; nucleus
Molecular function (GO): ATP-dependent chromatin remodeler activity; ATP binding; DNA binding
Source: RefSeq, a predicted model, not a curated record
GCUUUUUGCAAAGCACUCGCUUACGUUCCCGGUCUUACUGCACAGCCACACCAUGAGCAACAGCGGGGAUCCCCCUCCGAUAGAACGCAUCCCACAGACUAAUACAGACGUACACACAACGGGUCCUACAGCCCGGCAUAACAGUAACUAUAGCUCGGAUACAGAUCACAUAUUCGACUCCGAUGAGGAUGUACAGAUACCCGAGGCCGACCUAAUCCCGGGGCGGCCCACUACCGGUUCGGAUGGCGACAUUGAUGUUGAUGAUGAUCUAAGUGAUUUUAGCGAGCCUGGCGAUAACCACGAGAAUGGACACAAGAGCGAAGACGAUGACUACGUUCAAGGUGAAAGUGAGCCAGAGCAAGAUGAGAUCAUCACUGAAGGUGAAAGCUCGGCGGACGACAAGCCAUCGGCAAGGAACAGAAAACGUACAAUACGGUCCAGUAAAUCUGAAUUUUCAUACGCUGAAGAAAACCCAGAUUUGUAUGGCCUUCGACGAUCGGGCAGAGCGCGGACGCAACCGAAUCGCUUCACUGCUGCUGGUAAAGAGGGCAGUCCGAGUGAUGAUGAGGAGGAUGACGACGACUAUGGAUCACGGCGUAAGAGCAAACAACGCAAAGGCAAGCUACGAUCGCGGGCACAAAUGAAUCGCCGCAAAGAGGACCCAGACGAUUUCAUCGGAGACUUUUCAGAAGAGGAAGAGGUGUCUGGCUCUGAUUUCGAAUCAGAAAAUGCCAAGAAGAAGCGACAAAAGCAGAACCUUUACCUGUGGGAUGAUGAUUUUCCGCGAUACUCCACCCGACAGCGAAACCCCGCUUUGGACUACAAUGAAAAUGCUGCGGACGAAGAGCUUGAUUUGGAAGAGAGGGGGCCUGAAGUCUAUGCGGAAGCAUAUCCGCCAGAAGAAGAAGGUGAUGUGAUAGAUGGGUUUUUCGACCAACGUACGGUGGAGGUUGAAGACGAAGAUGGCAACGCUGUGGAGCAAAGUCAAUAUCUGGUCAAGUGGCUAGGUCGUUCGUAUCGGGAACUGCAGUGGUGUGACGUCCAGUACCUGGAGACUCUUAAGGGGUUCAAAAAGAUUGACAAGUUCAUCAAAGAGUUCAAUGAACGACAGGCCAUUCUCGAAGACCCCUAUCUCACUGAAGAAGAUAGAGAACGUGUAUUGAUGGAGAUCAACGAUAAGAAGGAUCUCCUUGAGGAACACAAGAAGGUGGAUCGUAUCAUUGCCAGUCGCGUGGUAAGCCCCGAUGAGGACAACCCGAGCGGCACGCAGUAUUACUGUAAGUGGCGGGGAUUAGGAUACGAGGAAGGUACCUGGGAGUCAGCAACGUCAUUGGCCGACGAUCAGGCCGAGAUCGAUUCGUUCCUGGAUCGGUCCAACAGUCAGCAAGUGCCAAGUCGAAGCGAGCAAUACAAGCCUGACCAUCGCCCACCAUAUAAGCCUUUCCGGGAAGCGGACUUUUUGGUGGGAGGUGAACUCCGAGAGUUCCAGUUGAUUGGAGUCAACUGGAUGGCGGAUCUGUGGCAUAGGAACGAAAACGGGAUCUUGGCAGAUGAAAUGGGUUUAGGAAAGACCGUGCAAACUGUUUCGUUCCUCUCAUAUCUCUUCCAUAUUAUGAAAGUAUACGGGCCAUUCCUAGUCGUCGUACCCCUUGGUACCAUCUCCGCAUGGCAGCGCGAGUUUGCAAGAUGGGCACCAGAUAUGAACGUUGUUCUAUAUCAAGGAAACGCAAAGGGACGCAGCAUCAUUCGAGAAUACGAGUUUUACUCGUAUACCGCCAAAAAGGGUCGUCCUGCAAAGCGGAUAUUGCGGUUCAAUGUCCUCUUAACGACGUAUGAGAUGAUCAUACAAGAUAAGGCACAUUUGAACAAAAUCAAAUGGGCAUUUCUAGCAGUAGAUGAAGCGCACCGAUUGAAAAACGAGGACUCCAAACUUCACCAGUCGCUUGCGAAAGAAUAUAUGGUUGCCAACCGCUUGCUGAUCACUGGAACGCCCCUGCAAAACAACGUACAGGAGCUUAUGGCUUUAAUCCAGUUCCUGAUGCCCGGUGCUAGUAUCGACAUGGACCUGGAGAUUGACCUCGACGCGACAGAUAAUGAGGAGCAAAAGGGAAAGAUCCAGUACUUGCACAAUCUGCUUACGAAGCUUAUGCUUCGACGACUAAAGAAGGAUGUUGAGACCUCCCUCCCCGGCAAGACGGAGCUGAUUCUUCGAAUACCAAUGUCAGAGCUUCAGAAGAAGUAUUACACCGCUAUUUUUACAAAGAAUUUCGCAGGGUUGAAGAAUGGAUCAAAGGACGAAGUACGAAUCAGUCUCCAGAACGUGGUGAUGGAGUUGAAGAAGGCUAGCAAUCACCCGUUCUUGUUCCCGAAUGCCCGUAACUUUACCACAUCCAGGAAUGAUUCAUUUGUGGAUAUUCUCAGCAGUUCAGGGAAGAUGGUUUUAUUGGAUAAGUUGUUGACCCGUAUGAAAGCAGAAGGGCGACGUGUGCUUAUUUUUUCCCAAAUGGUGAACAUGCUCAAUAUCUUGGCUGAGUAUUUGACGCUUCGGGGACUACAAUUUCAACGCUUGGAUGGUACCGUGCAGUCGGAAGCGAGGAAACGAGCUAUGGAUCACUUCAAUGCCCCCGGGUCUACCGACUUUGCAUUUUUGUUGUCAACCAGGGCUGGGGGACUCGGUUUGAAUUUGGAGACUGCCGACACUGUUAUUUUAUUUGACCUAGAUUGGAACCCGCAAAAUGAUCUGCAAGCUAUUGCACGUGCCCAUCGGAUUGGCCAAAAGAAACAUGUAAAUGUGUACCGCUUCAUCACUGCUGGAUCAAUUGAGGAGGAUAUCAUUGAACGGGCUAAAAGAAAGAUGGUUCUCGAGUACGCCAUCAUUCAGCAAAUGGAAAAUAAUGGACAAGUGUACGAGAAGAUUGAGAAAGAGAAGCAGCUUUCGGAGGAGCUGCAGAAGCCGACCAGAGAUGAGCUGGCCACAAUUUUGAAGUUUGGUGCGAAGAAAUUAUUUGAACAGGAUGCUGCGGAGCAAGCAGGGGCCAACGGCGAGACGAAUGACAAUAAAGUGGAAAAACUCGACCUGGAUGAUAUCUUGGCGCGCGCCGAGAAGACUGAGCUUGCACAGGCGCAACCAGUGGCCGGAGGCAGUGAUGAGUUCAUGGAACGGUGGAAGACAAUGAAUGUACAAAUGGAUCAGUUAGAAUGGGACUCGCUUGUUCCCGCUAAUGAUCGAGACAAAGUGGCGGAAGCUGAGGAACUAUUGAAAGAAUCCCAACCAAAAGUGCCAGCACCUCGGAAGCGGCUACCUCAAAUCUCGUAUGCCGAAGGGGAGGGUGAGGAGGAGGAAAUCGGAACCCGUAAGCGGAGCGCGAAGGCUACAAAAGGUAAAGGAAAAAAGGGCGGCCAAGCCAACCAACUCGAUAAGAAGGCCAUCGGGGAUUUGGCGAAUGCUUUGAUGACGUGGGGUGACCUUGACAGACGAUUUGAUGAGAUUAUCAGUCAUGCCAACCUUGGAGAUAAGAGCGCGGAUGCGGUUAAGACGCACGCCAGAGAGAUUAUGGCCGCCUGUGAGGAGGCUGUGCGCGUGAAUGAAGAGGCAACGCAAGGACAGAAGACUUCCAAAGCAGACAAAGAGAAGGCCAUUUAUGCUGACUACAAGGGAACCAAGGACAUUAAUGCAAAGAAGAUGAUUGAGCGAAUCCCGCUUCUGAACGCCCUGACAGAUGAGAUGGAAUCGCACAAAAACCAGUUGUCGUUCCGUUUGGAACAAACGGAUCUCGGCUUUACUGGCAAAUGGGACUCGAAACCUCCAUGGAACACCAAAGACGAUGCCAUGCUCCUAGUUGGUGUGUACCGACACGGUUUUGGAAAUUGGAGAGCAAUACAGGCAGAUGCAGAGCUAGGCUUUGCCAAAAAGUUUCAUCUCGGAGGCGAGCGGAGUUCAGACCAGAAGGACAAGUUACUGCCCAAAAAGCUCCAUCUCGAUCGACGCGCCAUGUAUCUGCUUAAAGAACUGCAAACGCGGCAGAAUAAUAUUCGGUUGGCCCGCGAAAAGACGAAUUCAAAGAAACGUGCCAGGGAAAGUGCAAAGAGCGGAAAUGGGGUCGUCCGGGUGAAAAACAGCAAAACGGAGGCGGAGCCUGCAGACAAGUCGCCACGACCGAAAAAGAAGAGCAGAACUAGCGAAGUAGCUGAAAAGAAGGACCGUGCAGAGUCGGAUCUCUUCACGGACUAUGACGAGUCAAAGUAUAAACAGAUGCUGCGUCCUGUCAAAGACCAAAUGCUCAGACUGCGUGGCCCUCCUGCCUUUGAGGAAGACGAUCCAGACGUCAGGGAACGGAAGCAAACCCAAUGGAAGCUAGAUCGUGCCAAGAAUGAGUUUUUGGCGGUGUGCUCACUGAUUGAGGAUUACGUAGCAAAAGAGAGGACGCCAAUCAAAAAACAACGUAUUCAAGCGCAUCUGUUUAGGUUUAUUGCCGAUAACUUCUUUUGGACGAAAGCGGAUGGGACAUGCGAGGACUGGGAAACACUACGAAAGUUGUGGGAAAUAGCCCAUGCUGGGAAAGAAAAGAGUGAUGAAAAAGAGCAGCAAAAUGGACAACAUGGCGAUGCGAAAUUGGAGUCGCCUGCUCCGGCGGCCGCCAAACGCAAGCGUGGCGAUCGCGACGGUGAUACACCUACCGCACAUUCUAAGCGUCAUUCUCCCCUCAAAGAGGAUUUAGCCUCAGAAAACACACCGUCAACGCAUAGGCGAAAACGGGAGCGAGAAGACGUAUUGUCACCUUCGGGUGCUCCACCCCCCAAACGUCAUGAAAACGGUCGAAACGGGAUUUUGGCGAAUCUCGGCGAAAAGUACAAGAUACCAAAAAAACAAGAUAUUGUAAAACCCCGAAAGAGCAAAAGUCCCAGUCGGAGCCCCAGCCGAAGCCGGAGUAGAAGCCGAAGCCACAGUCGGACUCGCGAUAACUCUCGGCGGGAUCGCUCCUGGGAGCGCGAUAGGAAAAGAGAGCGCGGACGAGAUGAGAGGGACAGAGAGCGGGAUAAGGGAAGGGAAAGGGAGCGAGGAAGGGGUGAUAGGGACCGGGAGAGGAAGGGGGAUCGAUAUAAUCCUUAUCGUCGAUGAUGAUGAUGGAUAAUCUUGGUCAACGGGGGACACUCGGCGAGCCACUUGAACCUGGUUUUGGAGUUAGACGGACGACCCCUUUACGCUCUGGAUGCGAAAUACAAAUUUCGGAGGGGAGUCAGCCACUUUUUUUAUUUUUCCUGUAUCCAUUCCUUUUCGUAUUCCUCUAGUUCUGUGCUGUGACAGAAAAUUGCAUUUUUCUUGGUUGAUGAUAGGUGUUUUGAAAUGAUGUCACUUAGUGCAGGACUUGUGUACACUUUCUGUCUUUCAGACAUGUUACAUAAAAAAAUAAUUAUCGAUAACAUUGAAAAGGA